AUGCAAAAAGGAAGCCGAAGGCGAAGAGGAGACGAGGAGGACAACAACAGAAGGAAGAGAAAAAGGUCUAGUUGGGAAGAGGAACAAGUUUUGGUGGGGGAACACGAUGUCGUGAUGGAGAUGACAUGGAAGAUGGCGCCGGGAGCGACGGCGGUGUGCACGGGGCCGACCAUAGCACAUGCAGAGGCGGAGGCGAGGAUGGGGAGUCACAUCAAGGACUCGUGUCGUAAUGGAGAAGACGCGGCCAUGGGGGAUCAAGGAGGAUGCACGCAAGUGCAUUGGAUGCCUCAAAAAGUCGAUAGGAGGCUUCAACAGAUGAUUCAGCGGCUCGACUUGGGGCUGCGGUGGUUCCAGGGAGUUGGGGUUGCGGUGGUUCCAACGAGUUGGGGCAGAGGCAUAAAGGUUCGGAGAGGGCUGCAGUGUCGAGGCAGAAGCUGUCCACGCUGA
Molecule: messenger RNA, 447 nt
Organism: Arabis nemorensis
Lineage: Eukaryota; Viridiplantae; Streptophyta; Magnoliopsida; Brassicales; Brassicaceae
Source: the annotation of a GenBank genome assembly